Caenorhabditis elegans is the source of this 1318-nucleotide messenger RNA. RefSeq names its product GP-PDE domain-containing protein (gene ZC155.4). Gene Ontology annotation, molecular function: phosphoric diester hydrolase activity; glycerophosphodiester phosphodiesterase activity. Bases 2 to 1129 code for a protein of 375 amino acids. The record is from RefSeq and is marked reviewed. The transcript has 4 exons. NCBI's taxonomy places the organism in Eukaryota, Metazoa, Nematoda, Chromadorea, Rhabditida, Rhabditidae. Gene Ontology annotation, biological process: glycerol metabolic process; lipid metabolic process.
AAUGUGGACGAGAACAUUCUACUCAAUGAUGGUGGGUACACUACUGCAAUUAUUCGGCCGAGAAUUUCUACAACUGACCCAGUUAUCAAAAGAUGAUAUUACGGAUAGUUUUGAUGUUCAGAAGCUUGUCACCCAGCCACAUCGGGUGAACAUGGAUCUGCUGACGUUCAUUGCUUGGGGAAUAAUAGUCGGAAUAAUUUAUAUUCUAUCACUUCUUGCUCUCAAAUUCACAACAAUCCGAGUUAUCAUCGUAACUCUUGCGUUUAUUCCAAUUGCUCUGAUGAUCGCUUUCUUCAUUUUCCGUAUUCCACAACUCACAAAUGAACCACACAAAUCACAAUUCUUCUCUGCUUGGAAAAUUGGUGGUCAUCGUGGAAGUGCACAUGAUGAUAUACCAGAGAACAGUUUAGAGGCAUUUAGUGCUGUGAAGCGUGAGGGAGGACAAUUGGCUGAAAUGGAUAUACAGAUUACAUUGGAUGGUGUUCCAGUUAUUUGUCAUGAUGCUAACACAGUGAGAGUAACUGGAGUGGACAAAGACAUUUCUACAAUGAAUAUCACGGAAUUUCGAAAACUCCGUUUCACUGGAACAAACAUUUCUCUGCCAACAUUUGAAGAAGCCGUUUCAUAUUGCGUUGCCAAUGAUAUAAUGAUGAUUUGGGAUGUGAAGAAUGUCGAUGAGAAUCUUCUCAAACAAUUUGUGAUUCAAAUGAAAACUCAUAAUCUCUACUCAAAAGUUCUUGUUUCUGGAUUCAAUCCAAUUGAUACAUACAAAGUGAAAAUGGCGGAUCCAAAGAUUCUGACUGGAUUUACGUGGAGAAACUGGGAAUUGAGUACAACUGAUGAAGCAGCGAGGAUUCCAAGAUUUACUGGAGCAUUGAAUGCAAUUGCAAGUGUUCUUGAUGUUCUUGUUUUUGGAUUGGCACGCUCAUUAAUUAUGCCAAAGUUUUUGGGAUCCGAUGUGAUUUUUUAUCAUGUUAAUGAUAUCAGCAGUUUCCUUAAAACUGAUGCAGCAGCCAAUAACAUCUAUCUUGCUGGCUGGACGAGUAACAAUCCAACGGAACAAGUAUGGCUUCGUGAUUAUCUCAAUGUUCCAUUUCUCACUGACAAUGUUGGAACUGUUCCACACUAAUCGGGUUACUGUAGCUACAGUACUACUUAAUGUUUUACAAAAUUAAUGGGUUUUCCUUGUCAUUAAUAUAUUUGCAUUCCGAAGAUUGUAUCAAUCUCAUUUCAUCUCGUAGUUACUUUUAUGUCUUUUUGUAGAUUUUUCAUAUUGUAUCCUGCAUAAUUGUUUUGAAAUAUGAAGAAUUUCAAUUGA